This is a messenger RNA of Boleophthalmus pectinirostris (great blue-spotted mudskipper), 2509 nucleotides long. RefSeq names its product transforming growth factor beta regulator 4 (gene fastkd4). NCBI's taxonomy places the organism in Eukaryota, Metazoa, Chordata, Actinopteri, Gobiiformes, Gobiidae. Gene Ontology annotation, biological process: mitochondrial RNA processing; regulation of mitochondrial mRNA stability. Gene Ontology annotation, molecular function: RNA binding. The record is from RefSeq and is a predicted model, not a curated record. Gene Ontology annotation, cellular component: mitochondrial matrix; ribonucleoprotein granule. The transcript has 11 exons. The coding region runs from base 190 to 2094 and encodes 634 amino acids.
GUCAUAAUCAUGCGACUGCGGCUGUCACAUAACAUGUGAACCGGUUUCUUCAAGAAUAUCACAUAUUAAGUUUUGUACUGAGAUGGAGAACAUCGCCUGUGAUCAGUGAGUCCUGUCCUCUUCCGUCUCCGUCUCUGACCUGUGGACAUAGUCUGUGGACCUGUGGACAUAGUCUGUGGACCUGCGGACAUGUCCAGCCGGGUUCUGGUGAGAUGUGGGCGCGUGCUGAGCCUGGUGUUGGCUCAGGCUCCUGCAGUCUCCGUGCGCCUGUUGCCCGCUGUGGCGGCGGAGGUGCACAGGUCCCCUCUGUGGGCCACUGCAGGGGGGAGGCUCAUGUGUGAGGCAAGGACAGUAAAGAAAGAAGAAAAUUUGCCUAUUAUGCCUGCACGUACCCAUCUGGAGGACCUGAUGGAUCAAGCUGUUGAACCAGAGGACAUACUCCAGGCUUGGGAGGAGAAUUCAGGAACAGGCAACCAAGCAGGCAGUGCCCUUAAAAGAUGGACUCAUUUGGUGAUUAAAACAAAGGGCAAGUUUAAGGAACAAUCCCCUGAGCUGUUGGAAGACCCAAGACUGAAGAAUAUGAUGCAAACUCUGUCUCAGCAGGUGUCUUUAGUGUGGAACAGCACUCUGGUGUCUGCUUUACAAGCUCUGUGGAUUAUGAACCUGCCCCCCACGGAUCCUGUGCUGAAUUCUGUUCAAACCGAGAUCCAGUGGCGCAUUCGCAGACUCACCUACAAACAGCUGGCUCACCUGAUUGACUGGGGUGUUGGGCGGAAAGUACCGCAGGAUGUGGCCAUAGUCAAAGCUGCUAUGAAGCAGCUUGAGCUACGCUGGACUGAGAUCUCUGAUGUUAAAACUAUCAGUACUUUGAUGUCUAAAGGGGAGCAGAUGGCUCCUACACUUCUGGACAGACUGGAGGAUAAGGCCUUGGAGUUAGCUGAAGUUUUCUCAACAGAAGAUAUUCGUAAAGUUUGUUUAUCGUUGGCAGCCCAGAGUCGGCGCUCAGUCGCUGUUCUCAGAGCUCUGUCAUAUCACCUUCUACAGAAAUCAUCAUCAGAGUUCACCACUCAGCUCAUGCUGGAUAUGGCAUUUGUAUAUGGAAAACUGAGCUUCCACCAUACUCAGGUGUUUCAGCGCAUGGCCUCAGAGCUCUUACCCAGAGUUCCUGAGCUCAACCCUGUUGAAGUCAUCCGUCUCACUAAAUCCUUUGGUUUCCUCAAAUGGCUCCAUCUUCCUCUGUUUGAAGCCUUUGUUGAGAAUUAUAUUUCAAACUAUGAGAAGUACAAUGUUUUGCAACUCUCCAAUCUCCUCAUGACAUUUGCUCGACUUGGUUUCCAGCCAAGUAAAGGAGAUGAGUUCUAUGCAAAGGUUCACUCAUCCCUGGAGGGCAGUCUCUCCACAUUUGAGUCUUUCCUGCAGACAGAUGUGGCGUGGUCUUUGUGUGUACUACAGCAGACUAAACCACAGUAUCUGAUCCCUCUAUUACAGGAGCAACACAUCUCCACUCUUAAAGAUAGUUCCCCAGCUCGCAGAAAUAACUAUCGGCUAAAGCUCCUCCAUGUUGCUGCCACACUUCAGUUAGAACAUCCAGGGUCCUUCAACACAGAAUCCUCCCAGAAUGCUCUGGAUGCCCUUCCACACCAAGGCCCCAGGUCCUCCCUCUCACCUCUACAGACCAGCCUUAGAGACAUCCUACACAUGCUGGUGGACAGCAAAACAGAUGCUCUGCGUGUGGGUGUUGACACAGUCUAUGGUUGGACUAUUGAUGGUGAAAUAGUUGUGGACAAUGACAACAAACCAGUGAACCUGUUGCACUUCAAAGCUCCACAUUUAUCAAGUGGAGGAGGAGAAGAAACGUUACCUGCUGAAGCACACCGAAUUGCUUUCUUGGCUUGGGAAUUUCCAAACUUUUGCUCAAAGAGUAAGGACCUCUUGGGACGAUUUGUCAUGAUGAAGAGACACCUGCAGCUCGCAGGCUUCAUCACAGUGGAGGUGCCAUAUUACGAAUGGUUGCAGCUGAAAAGUGACUACCAGAAACUGUCAUAUUUAAAGGAUAAAAUUGGGAAAGCUGUGGCAGAAGACAUGGCCAAGUGAGAUGGACAGAGAUAGUGCAGGCUCAGCUAAAUUAGAGCUUCCCCGACUCAAUGGGGACCACAGGGAAUACACACAAACGCCCACGCUCACAGCAUUGCAGAAAAAUACCGGCUCAUAUUUUGUUAAGGGAAGAAAUAUAAAUAUAUAUAUGGUUUUGGUUCCCCUGGCAACGUGUGGGGCUUUCCCUGUUUCCAUAGAGAUGAUGAGCAAGAGGUUUAGGAGGCAAAGAGACCGAAAUAAACACAACUGCAAGUAAAAAUUAUCUUAUCAACUUCUGCAAGAAAGUCAAUGCAGAAUCCUGUAGGUCACUGGAAAAGCUCGAUCUUCAUUUCUUGGAUUGUUAAACUAUCAAUAUAAACAUGAAUUGAAAGCACUGACUGUAUGAUGAAAUAAAACAUUUUAUUGCAUUUCUGAA